GCCGAGCCCCGCCGCUGGGAGCUGGUCCCCGCCGGGCUCUGCAUUCUCGGCGCCUCCUACCGGGCCAGUGGGUUCGGGGAGUGACCGGAGGGAGCAGGCGCUGCGGCUGGAGCCCCUCCGCGCCGAGUCCCCCGCAGCCCCCCAAGGCGGGGUCCGCGUCGCAGGCGGGGACAGAGGCCGCGUCGGGCAGGGUCGGGGUCCAGGCGUCGCCCGCCGCCCCCCGCCCGAUCCGGUCUGGAGGGCGCCGGGGUGUGUUUCUCUGAGUAGUUGGUGUAGACGCGGGGGGUGGGGUGCGGAGGGCACUUUUGUGGACAAAUUAGGUGGAAUCCUGGGAAGUAUUUUCUCACAGUGGCCUCGUCUUCCUUCUUUGUCGCUCAGCCUGUGAGAACAGGACGUGAGAAAGUCACCCCAACGCGGGCUUAGUGGCCAGCGAGCCAUAGAGUCCCUAGAGACUUGCCAAAGAUCACUGACACUAGUCUGUAUUGUUCUGAACCUCAGUCUACUCAUAGUUUAAAAAGUUACAGCAUAGGCUUCGUAGGGUUGCUAGAAAGAUUAAACAAAGUAGCGUUUACAGCUGUAGCGUGCCUGCAAGGGAGGAGCUUAAGAAAGGGUUCUUUCCCUGACUCCAUAGGUGUUUGCUAAAGUCACUAAGGUGGGAAAUCCUAGGCCUGUAAAUGCCGUGCGGACCACUGCUAGGCCUCCACUCCCAAGCUGAAUCCACCUGUGCAUAAGACACUGACAUGGAAGGACUUUAUCCACUGUGUCUCCCAAGGACACAUACCAUUGUGGUAUUGCUGGAGUUGGCAUGGCAGCAGCGUGACGCUGCCCUAGGUCAGUGUGUGAGCUGUUUCACUGCCAUUUCCCUGAGAGCAGAGUGAGGCAGGGUGCUGGCAGCCUGAGACAAGAUGAAGACGGUGCUCAUGGUGGCUGAGAAGCCGUCCUUGGCCCAGUCCAUCGCCAGAAUCCUCUCUCGAGGGAGCAUGUCCUCACGCAAAGGGCUGAACGGGACAUGCUCAGUGCACGAGUACACCGGGACCUUCACUGGCCAGCUGGUCCGCUUCAAGAUGACGUCCGUCUGUGGUCAUGUGAUGACCCUGGACUUCCUGGGAAAGUACAACAAGUGGGACAAGGUGGACCCCGCCGAGCUGUUCAGCCAGGCCCCAACGGAGAAGAAGGAGGCCAACCCCAAGCUGAACAUGGUGAAGUUCCUGCAGGUGGAGGGCAAAGGCUGUGACUACAUCGUACUGUGGCUGGACUGCGACAAGGAGGGAGAGAACAUCUGCUUCGAGGUCCUGGAUGCGGUGCUGCCUGUCAUGAAUCAGGCCCACAGUGGCGAGAAGACAGUGUUCCGGGCCCGGUUCAGCUCCAUCACAGACACAGACAUCUGCACUGCCAUGGUCCGCCUGGGUGAGCCCGACCACAACGAGGCACUCUCAGUGGAUGCGCGGCAGGAGCUGGACCUGCGCAUCGGCUGCGCCUUCACCAGGUUUCAGACUAAAUACUUCCAGGGGAAAUACGGCAACCUAGACAGCUCGCUCAUCUCCUUCGGGCCAUGCCAGACCCCCACGCUGGGCUUCUGCGUGGAGAGACAUGAUAAAAUCCAGUCCUUCAAACCGGAGACCUACUGGGUGCUGCAGGCCAAGGUGGAUGCCGAUAAGGACCGAUCCCUCCUUUUGGACUGGGACCGAGUGCGUGUGUUCGACCGGGAGAUCGCACAGAUGUUCCUGAACAUGACCAAGCUGGAGAAGGAGGCCCAGGUGGAGGCCAUGAGCAGGAAGGAGAAGGCCAAGCAGAGGCCACUGGCCCUGAACACCGUGGAGAUGCUGCGUGUGGCCAGCUCUUCCCUGGGGAUGGGCCCACAGCACGCCAUGCAGACCGCAGAGCGCCUCUACACGCAGGGCUACAUCAGCUACCCGCGCACCGAGACCACCCACUACCCCGAGAGCUUCGACCUGAAGGGGCCUCUGCGGCAACAGGCCAACCACCCCUACUGGGCUGACACGGUGAAGCGGCUGUUAGCGGAAGGUAUCAACCGCCCACGGAAAGGCCACGACGCUGGCGACCAUCCCCCCAUUACCCCCAUGAAGUCUGCCACGGAGGCUGAAUUAGGCGGCGAGGCCUGGCGGCUGUACGAGUACAUCACCAGGCACUUCAUCGCCACAGUCAGCCAUGACUGCAAGUACCUGCAGAGCACCAUCUCCUUCCGGAUCGGGCCUGAGCGCUUCACUUGCACAGGCAAGACCGUCAUCUCCCCAGGUUUCACAGAGAUCAUGCCUUGGCAGAGUGUGCCCCUGGAGGAGAGCCUGCCCACCUGCCAGAGGGGCGACACCUUCGCCGUGGCUGAGGUCAAGAUGCUGGAGAAGCAGACGAGCCCCCCUGACUACCUGACGGAGGCUGAGCUCAUCACGCUCAUGGAGAAGCACGGCAUCGGGACGGAUGCCAGCAUCCCCGUACACAUCAACAACAUCUGCCAGCGUAACUACGUGGUCGUGGAGAGUGGGCGCCGACUCAAGCCCACCAACCUUGGUAUUGUACUGGUGCACGGCUAUUACAAGAUUGAUGCGGAGCUAGUGCUCCCCACCAUUCGCAGUGCAGUAGAGAAGCAGCUGAACCUGAUCGCCCAGGGUAAAGCCGACUACCGCCAGGUCCUGGGCCACACCCUGGACGUCUUCAAGAGGAAGUUCCACUACUUCGUGGACUCCAUUGCGGGCAUGGAUGAGCUGAUGGAGGUGUCCUUCUCGCCCCUGGCGGCCACCGGCAAGCCCCUUUCCCGCUGUGGGAAGUGCCACCGGUUCAUGAAGUACAUCCAGGCCAAGCCAAGCCGCCUGCACUGCUCCCACUGCGAUGAGACCUACACCCUCCCCCAGAAUGGCACCAUCAAGCUCUACAAGGAGCUCCGGUGCCCGCUGGACGACUUCGAGCUGGUUCUGUGGUCAUCAGGCUCGCGGGGCAAGAGCUACCCGCUGUGCCCAUAUUGCUCCAACCACCCACCCUUCCGAGACAUGAAGAAAGGCACAGGCUGCAACGAGUGCACACACCCCACCUGCCAGCACUCGCUGAGCAUGCUGGGCAUUGGCCAGUGCGUGGAGUGCGAGAGCGGUGUGCUGGUGCUCGACCCCACCUCAGGCCCCAAGUGGCGGGUGGCCUGCAACAGGUGCAAUGUAGUGGCGCACUGCUUCGAGAAUGCCCACCGCGUGCGUGUGUCUGCCGACACCUGCGGCACCUGCGAGGCCGCACUGCUGGACGUCGACUUCAACAAGGCCAGGUCCCCACUGCCGGGUGACGGCACGCAGCACACGGGCUGCGUCUUCUGCGACCCUGUCUUCCAGGAGCUGGUGGAGCUGAAGCACGCAGCCUCCUGCCACCCCAUGCACCGCGGGCCUGGGAGGAGGCAGGGCCGGGGCCGGGGCCGGGGCCGGAGGCCAGCGGGGAAGCCAGGCACCAGGAGACCCAAGGACAAGAUGUCGGCCCUGGCCGCCUACUUCGUGUGACGGCCCUGCCCAGGCUCUGCAUGGCGUCCUCUGGGUUACAGAAAUGAUUAAACACAUUGUCUUCUCCAGAA
This is a messenger RNA of Orcinus orca (killer whale), 3562 nucleotides long. It is a transcript of the gene TOP3B, whose product is annotated as DNA topoisomerase III beta. Bases 906 to 3491 code for a protein of 861 amino acids. Gene Ontology annotation, molecular function: DNA binding; DNA topoisomerase type I (single strand cut, ATP-independent) activity. The transcript has 18 exons. The record is from RefSeq and is a predicted model, not a curated record. Gene Ontology annotation, biological process: DNA topological change. Gene Ontology annotation, cellular component: nucleus. NCBI's taxonomy places the organism in Eukaryota, Metazoa, Chordata, Mammalia, Artiodactyla, Delphinidae.